Molecule: messenger RNA, 1947 nt
Organism: Lepisosteus oculatus (spotted gar)
Lineage: Eukaryota; Metazoa; Chordata; Actinopteri; Semionotiformes; Lepisosteidae
Product: spermatogenesis- and oogenesis-specific basic helix-loop-helix-containing protein 2
Biological process (GO): regulation of DNA-templated transcription; spermatogenesis
Cellular component (GO): nucleus
Molecular function (GO): DNA-binding transcription factor activity, RNA polymerase II-specific; protein dimerization activity; RNA polymerase II cis-regulatory region sequence-specific DNA binding
Source: RefSeq, a predicted model, not a curated record
UAUGCGGUGAAAGAUUUGCUUUCUGUUAUGUAAAUUUCAACAGAGUUGCUGUGGUCUGUAAUCACAGAUGCUGAGGAAAACGUUAUUCUUUCUAGUGUUUUGAGGGCAAAACCGCUAAAUCCUUGCAAUUCAACUUUAUAGUGUUGUCAAGUUUAGCUUGAAAAUAAACGAAAGAUUUCAGCGCCUUGCUGAUUGGUGAUGAAGAUGCAGUUGACGUGACUACUGCUCUUCUUCAGGACACCCUUCUGAGGUUUGGCAGUGCUACUAUCAUGAAGAGCCCGCUGCAGACUGCCACAGCACUCCUAGAUAUUUACAGCUUCCACUUCAUGUUCGUGCACCUGAGCUCGACACAGCCUCUGUCGGAUCUGAAAAGUCUCCAGGUUAUUAGGAACAACCAAAGUAAGAGGUCAGAGAAAGUAAUCUGUAUUGUAAUUAUUCCAGAGAUACACUUUGAAAAGGACCUCAUAGGCAGUGUUGCAGACUUUAUCUUCACCAAGCCAUUGACACUGCAUAAUAUAGAGAUGGUUCUUAAAGGAUGUGACUUCAUGUGUCAGAGAAACAAGAAAGACAGUAACUCCAAUCCAAACCCAGGUUCAGAUGUGUGGGCUGUACAGAAACAACAGGAACCUGCCAACUCUCAGUGGGACUUAGGGCCCUCCAUCCAAAAAAGUGAUGCGUUAAGCUUAGAGCCCCCUGACCAGCCUGAUACCGGUGAAGCUCAGUCUCUGUCAAGUUCAUCAUCUCAGAAGACCAGUUGUACAAAUGAGGCUUUUCUUCAUUCCAGGAAGGAACAGAAAAGAAGGUUACAGAUUAAAAAGUGCUGUAACCAUCUGCGUGACCUGCUGCCAUUUUUGACAAAGAAGCGGGUUGACACGGCUUCUGUCCUUGAAAUGACUGUCAAGUACAUUAAGUACCUUCAGUGCCGGGUGCCAGAAGAAACUUUGUCAAAGGUAAUUAAAGCCCUGGAAGAAAAGAUAAUGAGGCAAUGGUAUAAACCAGUGAAAUUGCCCACAAAAAGGAAAUAUAUAAAGAAGAAGAAUCAGACUUCAGAGCCUGCCCUAGCCACUGAAAAGCAGAUUGAUGAAGACCUGAUAGAUAAUUUCAUUGCAGCUAAUGUUUUGGGCAGAUGCAUUCAGCCUGCGUUGCAAAAACCAUCCAAUCCUUGUGUGGCCAUUUACCCGCCUGUUGCCCCAGUCAUGGUUUCCAGCUCCAGCUCUUGCACAGCUGUUUCACAAGAAGGCUUUCCAACCCAUCAGCCACCUGGGAUGUUUAUGGCUUCAGACCCAUCUUUAUCCUAUUUACCAAGCUUCAGUUCCUGCACAAAUUUGCAUAACCCUUACACACUGGAGCAGAGUUCUGGACCUGGAGUCCCCCAGUCUUCUUACUGGCCCGUUGAGUACCCUCUGGGCUGCUAUGAGAACUCAGGUCUCCCCUUCGCCAAUGACAGCAUGGCUGUUUAUACUCCACAACCUUCUCUCACGGAGUCCACAGGGCCUCCUCAGCCUUACAGAUUCCAGCUUCUGGCAAUAAAUUCCAGCAGUCAGCAGCCAGCCGGGAGCACAGGCAUGAGUCCUUUUCAACAGUACUGCAAUGGAGCCACGACUUUCCAGGACAACUGAAAUUGGAAAGAAGUGUUGAAGAGAGUAACUGGAAAAAUAACCUGUAAUCUAACUCGGAAUGCCAUUACAAUACAAUCUAGUUAUAUGGUAUGGGAAAAACCUGUCCAUACAGUCUGCCAUUUUAUUUGUAUUGUAACAUUUUUGUUUAUGUAUCCUCUGCAGUAAGAAAAAAAAGAAGAAAUAGUACAUUGUUAGUUUUCCAAAUGAGACUUGUUGAAAAGCAGAACUCAAGAUAUGUGCUUAUUCUCAUUACUUAUCUGUUUCUUCCUAGCUUUUAUUAUGUUUUCCCUUUAUUUAUGAAUUUUUAUGUAUUCAUAUAUAGUAUAUG